Molecule: messenger RNA, 5672 nt
Organism: Plectropomus leopardus (leopard coralgrouper)
Lineage: Eukaryota; Metazoa; Chordata; Actinopteri; Perciformes; Serranidae
Gene: pik3c2a
Product: phosphatidylinositol-4-phosphate 3-kinase, catalytic subunit type 2 alpha
Biological process (GO): phosphatidylinositol-3-phosphate biosynthetic process; phosphatidylinositol-mediated signaling; cell migration
Cellular component (GO): plasma membrane; cytoplasm; phosphatidylinositol 3-kinase complex
Molecular function (GO): phosphatidylinositol binding; 1-phosphatidylinositol-4-phosphate 3-kinase activity; 1-phosphatidylinositol-3-kinase activity
Source: RefSeq, a predicted model, not a curated record
UCGACAGGAACUGACGUCUCUUCGGUGCAAGUGGAUGGAAAAAAUGCAGCUGCAGGAAAAAUGGCUCCAAACACCGCACCGCUAAAAGGUGUUUAAAGAGUUGCCUCUCAACCUUUGAGCCACACUGACUUAAAAGCUGUCACACUCAUGGCACUUUCCAGUUGACAGAAUGGCCCAGAUAUCAAGUGGUAAUGGGUUCAAGGUGGAUGUUUCCCAGCCGAAGGGGGUUGUGGGUAAAGAGGAAGCCCUUCGCAUGGAGGAAGAGGCUUUAGCAAAAUUGCAAAGGGUUAAGAGACACACUCUUUCGUCUUCAGCACCCUCAUCUUCCUCAGCAGCAUCCUCGUCCUCCUCAAAACCAAAACCAUCUAUAUCUACCACUACUGCUCCUCUACCUUUAUCCUGUUCUAACAGACCUGAAAAAGACCUCAUUGUCUUCCCAGAGACCAAGAAGCAGGCAGAGCAGGACAAGUUCAGGGAUAUUGAUGUGGAGAAGCUGACCAAUGAGGAGCUUGAAAAGCUUCUACUGGAUGAAAACUUCGGGGUUAACAGCAAGGUCUCCCGCCCCUCAUCAUUACUUGGGUUUAACCUCAGUGCCUCCUACCCAGGAGGCCAUGCCUGUAGCUCCUCUCCUUUCCAGAGCAGCCAAUGGACGCCUGUUCUGUCCACCCCGUCUAACUCCAAUGUGUCCACUCCCACCCAUCAGCCUUCCCCAAUGUUCCCCUCUGCUCCAUACCCCAAACCAGGCACAUUUCAGAACGGCCUCACUCCAACCAUGUCACCCUUCAUGGCCUUGACGGCGCAGCAGCCAUCUUUCAUGACCUUCACUCCCAUCCAGCCUGCUGCUACCAUGGUCUUCCAACAGCCUGCAGUGGACCCAGAGAUGGCCAAACUGUUUGACAAGAUUGCCAGCACCUCAGAAUACUUGAAGAAUGGCAAAUCGGCCAGCACUGAACUGGAUUCCUCCCAAGCGGGCACUGCUUCUCUGGCACCCAACCCACCACCCCAGCAGCCAGCAGUGAUGGAAUCUUCUAGCAUCAGCCGUUUUGACUGGCUGGAUCUGGACCCGCUUACAAAGCGUAAGGCUGAGAAUGAGGAAGCAUCCCUGGCAUCAGGAGGCACUGUACAGACAGUACCUGUUGCAGGGGAUCCUUGGGAUGCAGUGCUUGAGACUGAAGGGAGCAGUAGUGGCGGCAGCCCCCCGCAGGAGGCGAAAGCGUCACUGACAGUUCGCACGCAGCACAGGAGAGCAUCAACAGGAGCAGCUGUCACAAGGAGCCACUCACUCAACAUCCCAGGGACCUCCUCCCAGCACAAACCAAACAAUCAGGACAAGGGAAAAGGAAAAGGUUUGGUGAAGAAUGCCGCCUUGGAAGAAGAGGACGCUCAAAACCUGGAGGUUGUUGCCUUCUGUGAAGACGUAGCAACUCUGCGCUCCAAAUUCUCUCAUGAUGACAUGUCCACCAACCCUGGCUACGUCCUGAGCCCUGUCAUUACCCAGAGAGACAGCGGGGGUGACAACAGCUGCUCAGUCAAGGUUUCUAUUGAAAUCUCAGAAUCUCAGCAGCCUGUAACCUUCACCUGUGAUGUGAGUUCUCCAGUGGAGCUGCUGAUCAGCCAGACUCUCUGCUGGGUCCACGAUGACCUGGACCAGGUCGACUUCUCUAGCUACCUGCUCAAAGUCUGUGGCCAGGAGGAGGUGCUGCAGAAUAAACACAGCCUAGGAAGCCAUGAGUACGUCCAGAACUGCAGGAAGUGGGAGAAUGAGAUCACAUUACAACUACUCUCUCACUCUACCAUGAGAAGAGACUUGGCACGCAGUGCGGAAGACGACAACUCUCUGAUAGAUUUAGAGAAGCACCUGGGCCAAGUGGAGAGGCCAUUCAAGGAGAAUAUCACCAGACAAGGCUUGGCUGAUUAUCUAGAAGGUUAUCACAAUCAAGUCAACAUCUGCCUACAAAACGAGAGUACCCAGUAUAAGACGGUGGACCGAGUGGUGCAGACUAUGAAGAACCUUUGCUGUGCUCUGGAUGAGGUGGAGACCCAAGCGAUUUCAGAGGCUGUCAAAAGGCUGCGACACUCUGUCAAUUUACCUAGGACACGAUCACCCAAGUUGGGGUCCACAUCAUCUGGUCAAUCAUCAAAUGGUAACACCACUCCUGUGGAGGAGGGCAUGGCCUUACUGACGCAGGCUGUCUAUGACCUGGCCAAGCUCUACCUGCGCUCCUUCUGCCCCCCAUCCACCUCCUUCAGCUCACCACCGCUGCCCCCAGCUGCAGAUGGGGAAGGCGUAGAGGGGAGUAGCAGCAAAGAAGCUUCUGGCACCACAGACCACCUUCAGUUCACUCUGUUCGCCUUGCACGGCAUCCCGGCCAACUGGGUCAGCAGUUAUGAGAAGUACUUCCUGAUGUGUUCCCUCACCCACAAUGGCAAGAACCUGUUUAAACCGGUCCAGUCCAAGAGAGUGGGCACAUACAGAAGCUUCUUCUACCACAUCAAAUGGGACGAGCUGAUCAACUUCCCCAUAGCCGUGGCUGUUCUCCCACUGGAGUCCAUACUGAGCCUGACUCUGUUCGGGGUGCUCAACCAGAAUGCGAGCGGCUCACCAGACUCCAACAAACAGAGGAAAGCUCCAGAGAUGCUGGGCAAAGUCUCUAUGCCGCUCUUUGACUUCAGACGGGUGCUUGCCAGGGGCAGCAGGUUGUUGUGUCUGUGGACAUCUGCCCAGGGAGCUGCUGCUGCUGUUGGAUCUACAGGCAGCCGCAAGAGGAUUCCCACUGAGAGAAUAGUACUACAGGUGGACUUUCCUAACUCCGCGUUGGAUGUUUUAUACGUGGGACCCAAGGAAGAGCCCAGCCCGGAGCCAGCUGUGGAGGAGCUGGACCCCGAUCUGCGACGCAAACUGGAGAAAAUCUGCAGCCGAGCUUCCAACUUUGGGCUAAAACGGGCAGAUCACCAGCUCCUAUGGGACCAUCGGCUCCACUGUCGGAAGGACCACCCCAGCAGCCUCCCCAAGGUGCUGGCCAGUGCGCCCAGCUGGGACUGGGCCAGCAUGGCUCACAUCCACUCCCUGUUGCACCACUGGCCCCCUCUGCCCCCCGUCACUGCGCUGGAGCUGCUUGACUCAAAGUUUGCAGAUACAGAAGUGAGAAGUGUGGCUGUUAGUUGGAUUGAGAAGAGCAGUGAUGAUGAGCUGGCUGACUACCUGCCUCAGCUAGUACAGGCUUUAAAGUUUGAGUGUCACCUAAAGAACGCCCUCGUCUUGUUCCUGCUAUCCAGAGCACAAGGCAACAUCAACAUCGCCCACUACCUCUACUGGCUGCUGAAGGACGCCGUGCAGGAUCCUGCCCAUGGACGACGUUAUGAGCGGGUGCUGGGUGCCCUGCUGUGUCUGUGUGGAGUCAAGCUCAGGGCAGAGCUGGAGAAACAGACUCACCUGGUCAUCCUGCUGGGAGCUGUGGCCGAGAGGGUCCGACAGGCCGGGGGUUCCACACGACAGGUGGCGUUGCAGGAGGGCCUUGAAAAUGUUCAGAACUUCUUCCAGAAGAACAGCUGCCGGCUUCCCCUCAGCCCCAGUCUGGUGGCCAAAGAGCUAAACGUCAAGGCCUGCUCCUUCUUCAACUCCAACGCAGUUCCCCUAAAGCUGACCCUGGUCAACGCCGACCCGCUGGGAGAAGAGAUCAAUGUUAUGUUUAAGGUUGGAGAGGACCUGAGGCAGGACAUGUUGGCUCUUCAGAUGAUUCGCAUCAUGGACCGCAUCUGGCUGCAGGAGGGGCUGGACCUCCGCAUUGUCAACUUCAAAUGCAUCUCCACCGGCAAGGACAAAGGCAUGGUGGAGCUGGUGCCAUCCUCCGACACCCUGAGAAAGAUCCAGGUGGAGUAUGGGGUCACUGGAUCCUUCAAGGACAAACCGCUGGCAGAGUGGCUCCGCAAGUACAACCCUGCUGAGGAUGAGUAUGAGAAGGCAUCAGAGAACUUCAUUUACUCAUGUGCAGGAUGCUGUGUGGCAACCUAUGUCCUGGGCAUCUGUGAUCGCCAUAAUGACAAUAUCAUGCUGCGCUCCACUGGUCACAUGUUCCACAUCGACUUUGGGAAAUUCCUGGGUCAUGCCCAGAUGUUUGGCAGCUUCAAAAGGGACCGUGCUCCAUUUGUUCUGACCUCUGACAUGGCAUACGUCAUCAACGGAGGCGAGCGGCCCACCAGCCGCUUCCAGCUGUUUGUAGACUUGUGCUGCCAGGCCUACAACCUCAUCCGCAAGCACUCUGGGCUUUUUCUCAACCUGUUAUCACUGAUGACGUCCUCAGGCCUCCCAGAGCUGACAGGCUCUCAGGAUCUAAAGUAUGUGUUUGAUGCCCUGCAGCCACACAACACAGAUGCUGAGGCAACCAUUUUCUUCACCAGGUUGAUCGAGUCCAGUCUUGGCAGCGUGGCCACCAAGUUCAACUUCUUCAUCCACAACCUCGCCCAGCUGCGAUUCUCUGGUUUGCCAGCCAACGACGAGCCUAUUUUGUCUUUCUCCCCCAAGACGUACACUCUAAAACAGGAGGGUCGCAUCCUCCACGCCUCCAUCUUCUCCUUCCAGAAGAGAUACAACCCCGACAAGCACUAUACGUAUGUGGUGAGACUCCUGAGGGAAGGCCAGAAUGAACCCCAGUUUGUCUUCCGCACUUUUGAUGAGUUUCAGGAGCUUCACAACAAACUCACCAUCCUCUUCCCCCUCUGGAAGCUGCCGAGUUUUCCUAACAAAAUGGUACUCGGUCGCACCCACAUCAAAGAAGUGGCUGCCAAGAGAAAGCUGGAGCUCAACAACUAUGUCCACAACCUGAUGAGGAGCUCUACAGAGGUCACCCAGUGUGACCUGAUCUACACCUUCUUUCACCCAAUCGCACGGGACGACAAGACAGAAGGCCUCAAUGCCACGCCCAAGGCACCAGAGCCUCCACUGAGUCCAACGUCUGGUCGGGUGGAAGGAGAGGUGAAGCUCUCUAUCUCCUACAGGAACAGCAACCUCUACAUCAUGGUUAUGCACAUCAGAGAUCUGGUUUCUGAAGAUGGAACAGAUCCCAACCCAUAUGUGAAAACCUACCUGCUUCCAGAUCCACACAAGACUUCCAAACGCAAGACAAAGAUCUCGAGGAAGACCAGGAACCCUACUUUCAAUGAGAUGUUGGUGUACAGUGGCUACAGCAAGGAGACGCUGGGCCUGCGGGAGCUUCAACUGAGCGUGCUCAGCGCCGAGUCACUGCGUGAGAACUACUUUCUGGGCGGCAUCACGCUCAGACUCAAAGACUUUGACCUCAGCAAGGAGACGGUCAAGUGGUACAAACUCACUGCCGUCCCCUACUUCUAACCCCCACCUGCCUCUCCCGAAGCCGGGAACAACUAUGCGUCUCAGAUAAAAGCUGCAUUCACAUCAUAUGGGAAAGGCGGCAGAUGCGGCCUUACUUGAAAAUACUGGUCAAUGCAGUUUUCAGUUCAUUAAAUUACUACUUCAGAACUUGAGGGUCUGGAGAUGGACCGAGGAUAUCAUCAGGUUUGAAGUGUAAGCAGUGAUAUUUUCAUUUCAAAUUGAACAAAGUAAAUUGGAUCAUUUCUUUGACACAAAUUAUGUUUUAAAAAGCACUCUUAAAGGUACAGUUCACCCCAAAAUCAAAAAAACAUAUGUUUUUCCUCUU